Calypte anna (Anna's hummingbird) is the source of this 7580-nucleotide messenger RNA. It is a transcript of the gene RSBN1L, whose product is annotated as round spermatid basic protein 1 like. Bases 129 to 2741 code for a protein of 870 amino acids. Lineage: Eukaryota; Metazoa; Chordata; Aves; Apodiformes; Trochilidae. The transcript has 8 exons. The record is from RefSeq and is a predicted model, not a curated record. Gene Ontology annotation, cellular component: nucleus.
CUGCGAUUGGCUGAUGCCGCUGUCUCUCCGGCGCUGCCCUUGGCCAUUGGACGAGGCUGGGGCCCCCCCUACCCCUCCCGGUCUGUCGGUUGAGGCGAGCCGAGAGUAAAUAGAAGCAGGAGCGCAAAAUGGCGGAGCCGCCUAACCCUGUUCGUGGCGCGGCGUCGCCUGAGCAGGAGCCUUUCGGCGCCAGGCCAGCUCCGGACGCGAAGGUUUCCCGUGGGUCCCAGCCAGCCGCCAAGAAGAUGAAGGGAGCCGAUGAGAGGAGCUUGAAGGGCACGAAGCGCGUCAACGGUGAAGGGGGCGGUGGUGGCGGCAACGGCGGGAGCGGCAAGCAGUCCCUGCCGCUGCCAGCGGUCGUACCGAGCUACAGCAACCCCGCGGCGUGGGGCUUCUCCACUCUCCCUUCCGGCCCCUCCGGGAGCACUGGGGGCUUCGCUUUUCCUUCUCAACUGCCACGGAAGCUGCUGUCGCCCGCGGUUUUGCUGCCGUCGUCCGCCUCCCCAUCCCCUUCCUACCAACAGCACCAGCACCGCCACCACCGGCACCGCCUGGCCCUGUCUGUCGAGGCGGGAGGCUGCGGUAGCGGCGGGGCCGCCGGCGCUGGUGGCGGGAGCGCCAAGCCGAAGAGGCCCAAGGAAAAGCGGGACAAGGAGAGGAAGAAGCAUGGGACUCUCCCCGUGGUCGCAGUGGUGGGAGAUGGCGGCGGGGGCUUGAGUGCGGCCGGCCGAGAGGAGAACGGAGAGGUGAAGCUGCUGCUGCCGAAAGCUCAAAUCAAAGACAAAAUUAAAGAAAAGGAAAAGAAGCAAAAAGAGAAGAAGAAGCACAAAAUAAUGAAUGAAAUCAAGAAAGAAAAUGGAGAGGUCAAAUUAUUGCAGAAAGGUGGGAAGGAGAAACCAAAAAACAAUGCAGAAGAGCUACAGAUUAAAAAAGUUAAGAAGAAAAAGAAAAAGAAACAUAAAGAGAACGAGAAGAGGAAGCGUCCAAAAAUGUACAGCAAAUCCAUUCAGACCAUCUGCUCAGGAUUGGUUUCUGAUAUUGAGGAUCAGGAAGCCAAAGGCAUCAUAGAUGAUCAUCUUAAGGAUUUCUGUGGGAAAAAUAUGGAUCCCAAGAAGGACUGUGAGUCCAAGAUACCAGAGAACAGUGAGUUUCCAUUUGUCUCGUUAAAGGAGCCACGGGUUCAAAAUAAACUCAAAAGGUUGGACACAUUGGAGUUCAAACAGCUGAUUCAUAUUGAGCACCAGCCUAACGGAGGUGCAUCAGUUAUCCAUGCCUACAGUAAUGAACUCUCCCACUUAUCUCCUGUGGAGAUGGAGAGAUUUGCAGAAGAGUUUGUGGGUCUGGUUUUUAGUGAAAAUGAAAACUGUGCAGCUUACUAUGUAAUGGGUAUUGUUCAUGGGGCAGCUACUUAUUUACCUGACUUUUUAGACUACUUUUCAUUUAAUUUUCCCAAUUCACCAGUGAAAAUGGAGAUUUUGGGAAAGAAAGAUAUAGAGACAACGACUAUGUCAAAUUUUCAUGCUCAGGUAAAAAGAACAUACUCUCAUGGUACGUAUAGAGCUGGCCCAAUGAGACAGAUCAGCCUGGUUGGAGCAGUUGAUGAGGAAGUGGGGGAUUAUUUCCCUGAAUUUCUUGAUAUGUUGGAAGAAUCACCCUUCUUAAAAUGUACACUGCCAUGGGGAACCCUUUCUAGUUUAAAAUUAGAGAGUCGUAAAGACAGUGAUGAUGGUCCCAUAAUGUGGGUACGUCCAGGAGAACAGAUGAUCCCUGUGGCUGACAUGCCAAAGUCACCUUUCAAAAGGAAGAGAACUACCAAUGAAAUAAAAAACCUGCAGUACCUACCUCGAACCAGUGAACCCCGUGAAAUGCUAUUUGAGGACCGGACACGAGCCCACGCAGACCACAUAGGACAAGGAUUUGAACGACAGACUACAGCUGCUGUGGGAGUACUGAAGGCUGUGCACUGUGGAGAGUGGUCUGAGCAGCCUCGUAUAACCAAAGAUGUAAUUUGUUUUCAUGCUGAAGACUUCUUAGAGGUAGUUCAGCGAAUGCAAUUAGAUUUGCAUGAGCCUCCACUCUCUCAGUGUGUCCAGUGGGUUGAUGAUGCAAAACUUAAUCAGCUGCGAAGGGAAGGCAUUCGGUAUGCCAGAAUUCAGUUAUUUGAUAAUGACAUUUAUUUUAUCCCAAGGAAUGUUGUGCACCAGUUCAAAACAGUUUCAGCUGUGUGUAGUUUGGCUUGGCACAUCCGGCUCAAGAUAUAUCAUUUGGAGGAUGAACUUUCUCAAAACACAAGUACUGUGGAAGCAGAGACUUCUGCAGACCCCAAGUCUUCGGUUAUUGGAGUUCAGACUGACAGCAGAAUUUGUACCAUAAGCAAGAAUACCUCCGAAGACACCAAAUUUCCAGAUGCUCUGCAGACAAAAUAUCUGCAGCAGGAACUUACGCCGAUAAAACAUGAACCUGUUGCAACUCACCGAAUAAAAGAAGAACCCAUGAAUUUUGAUCUUGCUGUAAAAACAGUGGCACCUAAUGAUGUUGGGGGCCAGAAUGUUCAGACUAAAUUGGAUCCUGUUGAAUUGAUGGGAUUCAAGUUGGAAAGUGAUUCUAAAUUUGAACCUGACAACAAGGACUUACAAGGCAAGUUAGGCCCUGGAGGUCACAUACAUCCAGAUGAUACAAGACAACAUAGUACAUCAUAUCCAAAACUGCAUGGACAAAGAGAAGAUGAUUUUUUGUGCUAAAUUUGUAUAUAUGGUUUUAAAUUCCUUUUUAAACUUAAUGAUGUAAUAAUGUAAAGAUUCAAAUUCUGUGAGGCAAGUUUGUGACUUGCCUUCACAUCUGUUACAGAAAAUAGUUAUGUAGCUUUGUAACAUUCCUCAGUGCCUGUCCAUAACUGUGAAGUAUCAAAGCACUUAGGGCCAGAUGCACUGUAAACACUGCAGGUUUAACAUAAAGAAGUCUUUAAAUAAUUUUGAGUUGUAGGUUUUAGAGUAGAGCUGACAUUUAACAUAUAUAUUUUUUGUAAGAUGAGCCAGAAUUCUUUUUGACAAUUCCAGGCUUUUCCAUAGAGCUUAUUUAUACCAAUUUUUUCAUUUUAAUUGUGUCAGCACUGUAGUGUAAAUAUCUUUUUUUAAAAAAACCUUUUUAGUGUGAUUUAUACUGAAAUGUGAGCCGAUUAAUAAAGGUUCAUAAUAACAGAUUGGUUUUAUUUUUGGGUCUGCAAAAAAUAAUUCAGUUAACCUGCCUCUCUGAAUGGUUUUGUUUCUACCUGCACUAAUUCAAAGGAUGCCCUUACACCAUUGUGGGUGAGGAGCUGUAGCAAGCUGAGGUAGAGCUGAGGCAUUCUUUGUAAAUGGAUAUUAGUCAGAAUGCAAGAUCAGUCCUCCCUCCACAGGAUUCCUUACAGUCCCUCACUAAAGGCACUCCUCAAACCUUUGCAUCAGAUAUUAAUGUGGAACAGAGGCAAAUCUUCCCCUCUUGUGGGGGCAGCUGGACACCCAGUGGCUUCCAGGAGUGCUACCAGCAGCAGUGUGCAUCUUGCCAGAUGAGCUGGUGCAAGGGAGCAAACUCCCUUCUACACUUGCCUCUUCCCCUGCUCAAGCCAGUUAAGACACUUCCAUUCACAUUAAAAACAACCACCAACCCUCUCAAUUUAGGUGUUAUCUGACUAAAAAGAAAGAAUAUUUAAAUGGUUAUUUAUCAAACUCUAAAGGCCUCAACUUUAACAGCAGCCUGUAAGUCAUGGAGACACAUUUGGGUUUUAAUUGCUUCCAAUGCUGAUAGCACCAGGCAAUAAGGAUACUCAACCAAUGUGUCUAGUAGGAAGAACCCUUGUGAGUUCCAGAUUGAAGCAAGAGUAUUAGGAAAAUAAGUGGCAUCCAAGGUAACUGUUCUCCUCUCUCCCUGCCUAUGGAGCUCUUGAAUUCUCUUAAGCUGUGUUCUGAUGGGAGAGGAUUUCAAGGCUAGGUAGGAUCUGAUGUGGUAAUGGCAAAAACUCUGUCAUUUAACUUAUUUAAUUCUUUGUGUAACAUAUUGCUGUAUAGUUCAAACACAUCUGAAUGAUGUUUCUUUUUCAGGUAGCUACAAAUAGCAGUAAACUACCCUAUAGCCUCUCCUUCAACAGAAUAUUUAAAACUUUAAAUCCUAGGUCUGUUAUUACUUCCAAAGCUCUCUAUCUCUUAUAUUUUUUCCCCUAUAAAUUUCUGAAAGCUGUACAUCUUUAUGGGCCCAGUUUAUAACUUUUGAUGCACUUAGUAAUCACCCUGGCUUCAUUUGUAGCACUAGAACAAUGUGAUUUCUAGAUGAUGUCUAAUUCAACUAUGUGAGGCCCUCUUUUUUUCUUUUUUCCCCAAACAUUUUUUGCUUAAAGGUUGUUAAAAUUCAAAAUGUUACUGUGUAGUUAUGCCUGGCACUAAAAUCAGCCAUUUAAUGGCUGAGUGCCCCAAUUUGUUUAAAUUUAAAAUAGGUCUGUCAAGGAAUUAUUAAUCAGUAUUUGAAUUGCAUAACUUCUCCAUAGCCAUAAUAACAUAUUAGAGAAGCAAUAGAAAUGUGAAUCUCUUGGAUUUGGCCAAUAUGUCCUUAACUCUUACUGCUAUUUUCUUUAGUGCUGGCUAAGAGAUUACUACCAGUUUUGCAGCCUCAGGGAUCUUGCUUUCCCCUCAUGCCAUAAACAAGUGAUUCGUAUGUGACACAGCAAGUUGCUACUCUAGCUGAUUCUGAUUUGAAAAAUUAAUUGGUUCAUGUAAGAAUCUGAGCCUUCCUGAUGGCUGAAAUGUGGUCUCAGCUCCCUUUGUUUCCUGGAUUAUCUGGAAACUUCCACCUAUAAUCUCUCUGGCUUUAUGACCAUCUGUACACAAUUACAGAGCCUUCCAUUCCUGUUCUCUGUACCAGCUGUUGGAGAACAGUAAAAAAAGAGCUGCAGGUUGUAGUCUGCACCAAGCAUGCAGCUUUCCAAGUGGGUUAACAGGAGGCUCAAUUUUAUCAAAACUUAUCAAAACCAGCCUUUCCAGACAACUGCUUUUUCAUAAAAAAACACAAAACAAUCAAAACCCCACAAAACCAAACCAAAUACAACAGCCCAAAACUACAUAAUUACUUUUAAAAUAAAACCUUAUUUGUAUGCUGGUGAUCCAGAUACUGGUCAUUCUGGUUCAAGCAUUUUUUUUUUUUGCAUCUGUUAGUUUAUAGUUGAGUGUACACACCCCUUGACAGCUAAGAGCUUUCUGCAUCAUAGGCCCUGUUCAGAGUGAAACAAUAAAUGUUUGAGAAUAGUUUAGCAAACAUGACUUUACACUUAAGAGUAGAACUUUGUUUCCUUUUGAAGACCUGCUCAGUGGUCUUGGCUGAUACAGCCUCAAACCUUCUGCUCAGGUAUGUCUUGGUUUUGAAAUUUUGCUUUUAAACUGCCUACACCUUCACCCCAUUUUUUACUUUUCUUUAUCACUUAGAGAAUUUUAAGAGAUUUUUAAAAAGUGGCAGGUUUUGUAUUUUUAAUGCAUCCUUUAUUUUUGCUUUUUUGCGAUAGGUUCUCAUUUUCAGACAGAAUUCAUUGCAGGCAGAAUACAAACAAUACCAGGAUUACCAGUGGCUGUCAGAAGUCCCUUUGUAUUCAAAGGUGUAGACAGUCUGGGCUGACUGGCUGUAUGAGUAUAUACUUCUUCCUUUGCAUUAAAAAAAGUACAAAAACAAAACAACAACAAAACAAACAAAAAAAGUUUGUCUUUUGCCUGUGGUGUAUUCAUUUUGAUGUGGUUGCUCAUUGAGAGUACCUCUCCUGAGAAUUUCAGCUCCUAAAUUGUUCAUUUGUCUGACAAAAGUCUUGCUUUGCUUUUGAGUGGUCCUGUGCAUUCUGUAUUCCUGCUGCAUACAACUUCAUAUUCAGACUUUUGCUUCAGCAAUAAAUCUUUCAUGCCUUCUGAUGUACUGAAACUAGUCUUUGCUUAUUGCUUUUUCCCCCCUCCCUGCAUUUCACUUUUAUAUAAAAUCUUGUUAUUUGGGCCGAGAUCUCCAGUGUUCUUGUUGUCUCUCUUGGCCCUUGUUCUUCUGCAGAUUGGAAGAAUCUGCUUAGGGCCUAUUGUCUGUACUGCAGUGGUAUUGCCAGCUGUGCAUUUGCAGUGGUGUUCCAGUUAAUGACAUGAUGUGCAGAAAUUUAGACAUGUUUUCCUAGAUAUUGGUACCAUAUUUGUGGGUAGCAAAGAAUUGCAUUGUUACUGUCACUACCACUAGCUUUCUAGUUGGUAGCUACUUUUGUUUUUUGAAAUUUACUGGAUCUUUUGCAUUUCACUGGCAACUGACUUCACGUGUUACAUAGGAGUGUUACUCAGUGUUGUGUCAUCCCCCCAGCCCUCCAAAUGCCUGCGACUUGACUCUGAAACAGCAUUUUUAUUACAGGUACUGCUGGCAUGCAGAUUUCCCCUUCCUUGUUAUGAUAGUGAAUAUUUCAAUAUUACUUUAUCUGAAAUAUUAAUUCUAUUUAGUAUUAGAAAUAAAGUAUUAUUUCAGAGGGUGAUGAUUUAAGUAUUUAUCUGUGAAAGAAUUCCUUGGUGAUUAAUAAAAUUGAUUUUUUAAGCAGAUACACAUGUGCACAGUAAAUAACUUGGCAUUGCAAAUUAUGUAGGAAAUGGCAACAAACUACUAGAGUGCUGUGAAACAGAUCUGAACACUUUGGAUGUGGAGAAUUGAAUAAGUCUUCCAAGAAACACAGGACUGGUAUUCAUUGACCAAAAUUACUGUUUUCUAAUACCUGCAUGUGAAUAAUGAUGCUGAAUUGAUUGAAAUCCAUGUUUUUUCUGUGCUCUUGGGGAAAAUAAACUGUUGUGAGAUAGUAGACUGCCACCUGACCCUUUUAGGAUGAAAACUGUAUUCUGACCAUGAGAUGAAGAACUUUGCAGGCUUCUCAAGUGUAAUUUAAUUAUUGUAGUGGUCAGAUAUGUAGAGAACCUUGUCUGUAGGCAGAUCAGGGCCUGUUACCUUUCUGUGAAUGUAUACGAGUGGGAAAUGGAAAGGAGAGAGAUUCUCACUGCUCUGUGCAUUGCUGUGAAGGACACUGCUGAGAAUGUUUUCUUUGCUUGUGAGUCACUGUGUUCAACUGAUGUUUUAGUACUUUCUCAAAUGGAUGAAAUGCACUUUACAAUCUGUAUAAUAGGUAAUACUGGUAUUUUGUGCAGAUCCCACUGAAUUUGCAGCAUACAUGGGAAAAUUUGGGAAACUUUGAUUCCCAUCAGUCACUCAUUUAAUUUUUCUUAGAAAUGGAAAUUAUUUUAUGUUCUGUUUGGAAGGAGUGAUUAGCUUCACAAUAUCUAGGUUGUUACUGCUAUUAGAAUUAUCAGGGAUACUGACUUAGCAAAUUUAAUGUAUUAUAUUCUAACCACUGUUUUUCUGUGCUAUGAUGCUUAUGUUUCCUCUGCUUUGGAGCUGUGCUGUACUUGAGUGCCAGCCAAACACUGAUCUUCUUGUGUUCUGGUCAUGCUGAUAGAUGAGCCUACUGAUGAGGGCAUUAGUCCUAAUUAGUCAUUUAAUAUUUGGUGUACACUUAUGAUAAUCUGAUACAAACAUUGAUUAAAACAGCAGUUUAAACCUUA